Molecule: messenger RNA, 1602 nt
Organism: Nerophis lumbriciformis (worm pipefish)
Lineage: Eukaryota; Metazoa; Chordata; Actinopteri; Syngnathiformes; Syngnathidae
Source: RefSeq, a predicted model, not a curated record
AUGAGUUGUUUUGGAUAUCGCCGGGAGCUGAGCAAGUACGAAGACGUGGAUGAAGAUGAGCUUCUGGCGUCGCUCAGCCCCGAAGAGCUGGCCGAGCUGGAGAAGGAGCUGGUCGACAUCGACCCGGACGCCAACGUGCCCAUCGGGCUACGACAGAGGGACCAGACCGACAAGACUCCGACUGGCACCUUCAGCAGGGAAGCCCUCAUGAAAUAUUGGGAAGCAGAGACUCAGAAAAUUCUGGAGAAUGAAAUCGCCGGAGCCAGUGCUCAAAUGGGUGAGGAAGAUGGGGAGGUGACAGACGGAAACAGCGAAUCAGAGGACGAAAAAGACGACGAGAGCGAAAAAGAACAGGAAAAGCAUCUAGAGGAUGAAGAAGAGGAAGACGAAGAAGAGGAAAGCGAAGAGGAGGAGGAGGAGGAAGAAGUUGAAACAGAAGACGACGAUGACGAAGACCAAUACGUUGCAGCAGAACCACCACCGACUGUGUUGCCCGCCCCGCAACAACUGAAGCCACAGAGGGUAGAGCCUAUGAGAUUGACUCCUCCCCUUCCACCCGCGGAUAGUGGGAACCCCACCAUCGUUGACGAGGCCCUGCAGCGCGCGCUCGCCGAUGACCCCGAGCUCACCGACGUCAACUUGAAUAACAUUGACGACAUCUCACAAGACACCCUUAUCCAAUUUGCCGAAGCCCUGAGGUCCAACACACACGUUCGCGUCUUCAGCCUCGCCAACACCCACGCGGACGACCCGGUCGCGCUGGCCAUCGCCAAGAUGCUGCGUGAGAAUUCAUCUAUCGUCAGCCUCAACAUCGAGUCCAACUACGUGAGCGGGAAGGGCGUCCUGGCGCUGGUUCAAGCUCUUCCCAGCAACAACACCCUGACUGAGCUCCGGUUCCACAACCAGAGGCACAUCUGUGGAGGACAAGUAGAGAUGGAAAUGGUAAAGAUACUUCGGGAAAACCACACCCUGAUCAAGCUGGGCUACCAAUUCAACCUGCCUGGUCCCAGGAUGAGCAUGACAGGCAUUCUUACCAGGAACCAGGACCGUCAAAGGCAGAAACGACUGCAGGAGCAGAAGCAACAGCAGCAGCUGGGGCUGCCUGAUGGAGUCGCCAAUCCCCGGACCACUGCGCUGAGAGUAACACCCUGCAGUUCACCUCGAUCCUCUCCUUGGUCUUCUCCCAAAGUCCCUCGGAGCAACCUGGCGAAGAAACAGACACCCCCAGCGCCACCGCCGCCACCACCUCCGCCGCCACCUCCUCCCCCGCCUCCCCCUCCUCCGCCGCUUCUACCCUCCUCUCGCCAAGAGAAGAAGCCCACCAGGACCAUAGCGGAGGUGAUCAAAUCCCACGAGGCCAGCAGCAAGAAGGCCAAAGCUAAAGGGAAGAAGGGCAAGAAGGAUAAGGCCAAGGACGAGACCACUUGCAUCCUCAAGGAGCUGAAGAACGCGUUGAGGCCUGUGGCGGCUGAGAGGCGGGGGGACGAGGGCAGCAGGCCGUCGACGCCCAUGAGAUCGGCUCAUGACCAGCUGAUGGACUCCAUCCGUAAUAGCAGCAUACGGAACUUGAGGAAGGUUGAACUCCCAUUGCACCUGCGAUAA